Messenger RNA from Epinephelus lanceolatus (giant grouper), 2166 nucleotides. RefSeq names its product AFG1 like ATPase a (gene afg1la). The record is from RefSeq and is a predicted model, not a curated record. Gene Ontology annotation, cellular component: mitochondrion; cytoplasm. NCBI's taxonomy places the organism in Eukaryota, Metazoa, Chordata, Actinopteri, Perciformes, Serranidae. Gene Ontology annotation, molecular function: ATP binding; ATP hydrolysis activity.
CAGCGAGACACGCUUCUUGUUUGUUAUGUGUUUGCUAAUAAAGUUACGUUGAGGGAAUUUGAAACCAAGAUGGCGGUGUGCAUACCGCUGUCUGUAAAGAUGUCACCCUCAGCUCUACUGGGCGUCAGAAGUCUGUUGACUGAACAAUAUUCAUCCGGAAAGCUGUUAAAAUGUCUGACAGAGCUCUGCAGACGAGGUUACUCAGUGAAAGCCCAGCCGGCGGUGGAGGAGAGCGGGGUGAGCUCCGCCGGGUUCACCGGGCCUCUGGAUCACUACACCGGGCUGAUCAGAGAUGGGACCCUGCGGGAGGAUGAGCAUCAGAAAGCGGUGCUGCAGACUCUGGACCAGCUCCAUAAAAAGCUCCGAGGAUACAGCAACACACCGACAUCCUUCAUCUCCAAGUUUUUCACCAAACCAAAGGCUCCUAAAGGUUAUUACAUCUACGGUGAUGUUGGCACAGGGAAAACGAUGGUGAUGGACAUGUUUUAUUCUUACGUUGAGACUGAAAAGAAGAAGAGGGUUCAUUUCCACGGCUUCAUGUUGGACGUGCAUAAAAGAAUCCAUCGGCUGAAGCAGAGCAUGCCAAAGAGGAAAGCAGGGAAAAUGGCCAAAUCUUACGACCCCAUUGCUCCAGUAGCUGAGGAGAUCAGUGAGGAGGCCUGUCUGCUGUGCUUUGAUGAGUUUCAGGUGACUGAUAUCGCUGACGCCAUGAUUCUCAAGCAGCUCUUUGAGAAUCUGUUUCUGAACGGUGUCGUUGUUGUGGCCACGUCUAAUCGUCCUCCUGAAGACUUGUAUAAAAACGGGCUGCAGAGAGUCAACUUUGUGCCGUUUAUUGCUGUGUUGCAGAAAUAUUGCCAGACUCUUCGCCUGGAUUCUGGGAUAGAUUACCGCAAAAGGAACAAACCCACAGCUGGAAAACUCUACUUCCUCUCCAGUGAGCCUGAUGCAGAGGCGACUCUAGACAAGAUGUUUGAUGAUCUGGCUUUUAAGCAGAACGACAUAACACGACCGAGAGUUAUGAUUGUUCACAACAGGAAAGUCCGUCUGAACAAAGCAUGUGGGACCAUCGCAGACUGCACGUUUGAGGAGCUCUGUGACAGACCUUUAGGGGCCAGCGACUAUCUGGAGAUAUCCAGACUGUUUGACACCGUCUUUAUUCGACACAUUCCUCUACUGACGCUGAACAAGAAAACUCAAGCCAGGCGGCUCAUAACGCUCGUGGACGCCCUCUACGACCAAAAGGUGCGGGUGGUGAUUCUUGCAGAUCAUCCAUUGGAGGAUAUUUUCGUACACAAUGGUGAUCACAAUCACGACGAGAGCCACAUCAUGAUGGACGAUCUAGGGCUGAAAAGGGAUGAAGCCAGCAGUUUGUCCAUCUUCAGCGGAGAGGAGGAAACAUUCGCCUUCCAGAGGACGGUGUCUCGCCUCACGGAGAUGCAGUCAGAAGAAUACUGGUUAGAAGGGGACAGGAGCACUAAAUCAAAAGUAUAACAUUUCUGAAAAGUGGAUCACAUUACACAACUUCCGUACUCCAGAAACUGUCCUCCUCUCUGCCAAAAACAGCCCAGACUGAACACUAACUCCCACUCAUCUUAUCCAGCACAAAGCCAGUGGGACUGCUCGGCAGUACGCGUGCACAUGUUGUACAGAGAAUAUUUAUUGAAAUCUUCAGGCCUUUUAUGACUUUAUCGUGACAUUGCACUUUACAUAUCAUUUUUAAGCUGAACUUUAGGGUGUCAUAUUGCUUUUAACUCCGCAACAUUUAGAGGUCCAACGGUAUUUUAUGAAUCUGUGGGAACGAGCUGGACGACUUUUCGAAAUGGAUUCCUAAAGGACAUUAAUGAAGAUUUAAGGGAUAUUUUAAUCUCGUCUCUUUGGAGAACAUAAUGCAUCUCGGUGAUUUAUAUAUGAUUUUAAUGCAAGCAUAAAUACAGUGGCAGCAGAUUUAUUUGGGGAUUUAGAGCUGUGUGUUUAUUUCUGAUGAUUUUUGUGGAUGGGACUCAUGAAAUGUUCGUCUCAGAACGUUUCACGGAUCAGUUAAACAACACUUGACUCCAUGUAUCAGUAUUUAAAAAAAGGAAACAAGGAAGUGCUUUUAAUUUACAGAUGACUUCAGCGGCAAAAUAUUUUUAUGUGUCUGUCUUCAUAAACAAAACAAACAACAGU